UGGGAGUGACAUUUAUGGGAUGUCUGUGAGAGGCGGCUGGGUGGGGGUGAACACAGUGAUGACAUCAGCAGUCACUUUGGCCGGAGUUUUCGACGCCCCUUUGCUGCUUCCCUCCCGCCCACCGACCGCCAUCACCGAGUCACAAGUAGAACCCCUCUGCGAGAAUCGGUUUGGCAGCGCAUAGAGAGACCGUUGCAAUACACGGUGGGCUGAACGUUACAUCGUAGUUCCUGGUUUCACUCUUCCGGUUGCGUCGAUGGCCACUUUAUUCCAGCUGGGUUCGAAGCCGGACCAUCUGCCCAUGCUCCCCGGCCUCCCAGCUCAACACCAUCGGGCUCACGCGGGUCGGCGAGCCCAUCACCAUGGUCAACGCUCCGACUACCUGAUAGCGGCCCGCCGUCGCGCAGAGCAGAAUCGGGAGCAGAUGCAGCACCAAAUACAAUACUAUGACCGAACACAACAGCAGAGUCGGUUUGAGGAAUACACUGAGGAUUCUAUGCGACGGAGUAGAGUUUCAGAGCGGUUCAAGCAGCUGAAGGUGGAAGAAGAUGGGAAACUGGAGGAGAGGAGAGAGAGGUUACGCCAGCGUAUCGCACAGGAUGAGGACCGAUAUCAGGCCGAGUUGGUUGCUUCCAGGCCAACCAAAGAGUCUCGCGUGUAUGCAAUGAGGGCGCGGGUGAGCGAGCUCAAAGCAAAGAGAGAGGCGGAGCGGCAAGCCGUAGUGGGCGAUAAAUUACUCCAACGAUGGAGGAAUGAAUGUGACGAGCUGCGUGUCGUGGAAUCCAAAAUCCUUGAGACCGAAGUCACGAAUGCUCGUGCGUCACAGUUGAUCGAACAUGAACAGAAGAGGGCCCUCGCAGUACAAGAGAAACAAUACUACGAUCAACUCUGGGAGCAGGACCGCUUGAAGAAGAUCGAGCGCGAGGAGAAGGAUAACCAGAUUCGCAGGGAGAGGGAUUUGGCAACAAAGCUGGCUCUGGAGGAGCAGCUCAAACUUUUGAGGCUGAACGCUGAGAAUGAGGAACGGUUGAAGCAGGAACAAGGCGUUUUGAUGGCCCAAGAAAUCGAAUUGCAACGUCUUGCGGAAGAGCGAGCGCAUGAGCAGAAACUGCAAUCACAACGUCUCAUCCGCCUCGACUUGGAUACAUUCAACAAGAACAGGAUUCUGGCGCGACAAAAAGAAGUCCAGGAAGCGCUCGAGCUGGAUUUGAAGAUUGUCAACGCGUUCUUCCGUAUGGAUGAGCAAGAACGGGAAAAACAGAGUCGCCGUAAGGAGGAGCUUAAACGGGAGAUGAAGAUGUACAUGGACUAUCUUCGGGAGCAGCGGCGCGUCGAGGCGGAGAGGGAAAGGGAGAUUGAGGAGCUGUAUGCUCAGGAGAAUGCCAAGCUCUGGCAAACACGAACAGAGAAAUGGCAAAGGGAGCAAGCUGCGCGCGAUCGUUUGAUGCAGGAAGUGAUCGCAGGACGGAAAGAGCAGCUGCAACAUUCCUGUGAGUGGAACUUGCAGCUAUUUAUCGAAUGGGCGCAUCCUUUCGUUGCCAGGCUUGCAAGAAGCGGCUUGAUAAUACUUCCGCUCUCCCAGUGAACCUAAAUAAAGCACGAUUACACGAGGCCGAAAUCGAGAAACAGGUCCUAGAGGCCCAAGUAGCUUCGAUGCAGGCAGGUGAAGAAGAGGCUCGCGAGCGCCAGUACCACGUGGGUCAGGAGUAUCGCAAGGCGCUGUUGGAGCAAGUGCGGGUGGGGCACGAGCGGAAGGAGAAGGAGCACCAACGCGACUGGGAGCUAGCGGAAGCGGCGAGACUACAGGAGGAACGAUACGCUGAGCUCUUGAAGAGGGAGGUGGCGAACGCACAUAACUUGCCGAGGUAUGGGUCACGAUUUUCUUCACGUGAGCGAGUUCAUUCUCAUCCAAUUAUUUUCGUAGGGUUCGGGCCUUCAGAGGCUCUACUAGGGACCCAAUCACAAUGUCUACAAUACCACAAUAUGCAACGAUAAUCGGAUCUGGCGGCGGGAGGCCACC
Fimicolochytrium jonesii is the source of this 2020-nucleotide messenger RNA. Its product is annotated as tumor suppressor, Mitostatin-domain-containing protein. The transcript has 7 exons. The coding region runs from base 257 to 1585 and encodes 442 amino acids. The record is from RefSeq and is a predicted model, not a curated record. NCBI's taxonomy places the organism in Eukaryota, Fungi, Chytridiomycota, Chytridiomycetes, Spizellomycetales, Powellomycetaceae.